Messenger RNA from Didymodactylos carnosus, 498 nucleotides. Lineage: Eukaryota; Metazoa; Rotifera; Eurotatoria; Philodinida; Philodinidae. The record is from the annotation of a GenBank genome assembly.
AUGGAACCCGUAGCAGAAGAAGAUUUGAAUAUUGGUCCAGAGAUUACUGAAAGUUUCGAAAGGGACGACACUCAAGGUGGUAUUACAUCAGAUCUUUUGCCAACAUGCCGUUUACUUUCACUGUUGACGACAGAUGUGGUUGAUACAAUGGUAUUAGAAGAAGAGGCAACAGUUGAUGCUGAUACUGUUUCGAUGGAAGAUGAUGAUGAUAUACUUUUUAUUGGAACGACUUGUUGUACCUUUGGAAAGAAACCGGCGGAGGAACAAUAUGAUGCUGAAAAAGAUGAUGACUUUUUUGAAGUACUUGCGGCUGUAGCUAAUUGCAAUCGUUCAGCUAUACAAAUGGGUUCAAUCAAAAGCCCUUUACAUGCUGGACCAAACAUUACUAAUGAAGAUCUUUAUCCGUUGUUCACGAUGGACGCAAAACGGUGGAUAUCGACAGACUCUCAAAAGGCUCUCGGUAUCUAUCAACGCAAGAGAUGUACAGCAACGGUUUAG